Molecule: messenger RNA, 3069 nt
Organism: Candidula unifasciata
Lineage: Eukaryota; Metazoa; Mollusca; Gastropoda; Stylommatophora; Geomitridae
Source: the annotation of a GenBank genome assembly
AUGUUCAGGCUAGUGGACCUCCCCUGGACGUUGAGGUCAUUUGCCUGGACGAGGAUGGAGAGAGUAAGGAUAAUGAUUCCAGCGGAAUGGAAGUGGAUGGGAACUGCCAGAAUGGGAAUGGAAUUAAAUGGGCAUCACAGAAAAGAGAUGGAACAAGGUGAUGAAGUCAGUCAGUCAGGUACUGUGAAAGGGAAGAAACCCAUGAACUUUGGUAAGACUGAUGCUGUUACAACAAAACCUAGCAACAGUGGUGACAAUGUUGUGUAUGUGGAUGAGGAGUCUAGACACAGCGAGAUGCAGGAUGGCCCAGAUAUGGGACAGAAUCAUACAGAUGAUGAAAAAGAGAACAAAGGAACCUGUACAGGCAGCUCUGACAUGAAAGAUGUGGGCGGUGAACGGAACAAAUACCAGAAAGUGGAUCUGCCAGGUAAAGAUAGUAAGGUGAAAGACAAUGAUUCGGAUUCUGCCGAUGAUGAGGUGGAGAUUAUUGGGGAAACCAAGGUGGUCCAGACCACCAAGUCUGCACAUGCCUCACAGAACAUCGUGUUUGUCCCAACAGGUCUCAAACCAGUGAACCAGAACAGUGUCGCCCACAGCAACGGUGGUCAGCUGCUGCCCUCCGCUCAAAGUUCCACAUCAGUGCCCAGUGCUGUUCCACCCUCGGCAAUGUUGCAUAACUUGGCACCGGGCAAUAACUCUCAGAGAAUGCCCAGUCUCAAUCCAAACUUUGCUGUUGCUGGCAGCAUACAGGCUCAACAGCAGCACAAACUUCAGGUAAUGUUCUCCUCAGUGGGCCCGCCAAAGCCACAGUCUAGUUUAGAUCAGAUUGAACUUAUUCGUUGGGAGAUUCAGAACCGAGUCAACACACGCCCCAAAUAUUUUAAACCAAACCCUUCUUCCGAGCUGGGGUCAGUGGCCAAAUUUCUGUUUAAUAUCGGCUCAGACUUAAUCAAAGAGGCUGUUUAUCACGAUCUUGUGAAAAUUCAGUCGAAAAAGAAAAACAAAAACAAAUUAAAUGAUAAGGAAAAGGAAGACCUGGGGAAGCUCAAAGAAAUUGAAAAGGACUUGUAUGCAACGAUUGGCCAUCUGAAGACAAGGCUGAAAAAGAGGUGUAGCAUGUGUGAUUUCCGUACGGAAUCAAUAAAUGUCAUGUUUCAGCAUAACCAAUACCCGCACGAGGACAGCAAAGGCUUGAGAUGUUCUCACUGUUCAUUCACCACCAAGCAGGGAAUAGGGUUCAGAUACCACAUGGAAUCCAAACAUGGUAUACCUCCUAAACUUCACGACAAGAGGGGCGCAUUCGAAUGUGAGUUCUGUCCUUACGAAAACAACAAUGAACAGAAACUGAAGCUGCACAAGCAGCGAUGCAUUAAACAGUUCCGGCCUUACUUCAACCUACAUCCUAGUUGCCUUUCGGGACCUGAGAUCAAUUUGUGCUUGGACAACAUCUUCUACAAACAGGUUGUUCCCAAGAAUGUAUCACUUCUCCAGCAGAAACAUUCACACUUUCAGGCACCCAUGACAAAUGCACCCAUGACAAAUGCACAGAAACAACAAGCUGAGAGGAAGUCUCUCAUAGCAGCCCAGAAAACAACAGCAGCCUUAGCAGCCAAUAAACAGUUGCCACAAAAGGGCGUGCCUCCCACCAAAAGCAUGGGCUACAGUGUACCAGCCAACGGAAGAAUGCCUGUUCCAGUCAAGCUAACGCCAGUUCCGCCACAGCCGAUACAGCCACAGCCGAUGCAGCCACAGCCUAUGCGCUUUGGCCCUAAUGCAGGCACAAGGGCUUCGCGGCCAACAAUAGCAAACUUAUUAAAUAAUCAGCAGAACUCUGUGCCACAAGCUUCAGUAAGUCGGAAUCCUGCACCCCCGCUCGGCGCCUUCGAAGUUUGUGAGAUAUGUGGCGGUUUCGUUAAAGACCGGAAAGCUUUGCGUAUACAUUUUUUCUAUGCUCAUCGAAUUGAUCUGCCCUUUAACCUUUUUGAGAGAAACCAAGCUCCUUUAUAUUGUGCUACCUGCUAUGUUCGGUUCUGGACGGCACAGGGUCUCCGCAAGCAUAUUGAUUCUCACAAAGAAGGGAAUCAGUCUCGAGGAGUGGUCGGCAAGUGCAUAUUGUGCAGUCAUCACGUGCUGAAUCUGCUGCUUCACAUGCGCCUUGUGCACAACCGAGAUAUGCAACAUUAUCUCAAUUUAAAUAUGUGUAUGUUUUGUGGGGUCAAGGCGAUGUCGCGCCAUGAGUGCGAAAAUCAUAUCAAUAAUGUUCACGGACAUGUGGACCCCAUAAGUGGAACAAUAAAGCCACCAACCAACGCUGCCAAUCAGCCACUGACACAGCAGACUGAGAAAACUCUGGCACAGCCAAAGAAGACAGUCAUGAAUACCUCGAAGAAGAGAUGCAUGUGUGUACUUUGUAACCUGGAGUUUAGCCGCAAUGUCGACCUGACCCGGCACUGUAUGCGCGUGCACCAUACGUGCAUGAAGUGUGGCAUGGUUGUUGCCGACAAGCCGUCGCUGUUGAAACACGUGUGUUUGGUGUCAUCCAGCGGCGUCCGCGACUGUGAUGUCUGUGGAGACAAAGGCUACCACCCAGCCUACUAUGUCAAGCAUCUGAGAGACAGACACCUGAAGAAGUUGUCCGUCCAAAUGGUCAGGCUCAGUGAAGAGACUAUUGAACGCUGGACAAAACACCCAUGUCCAGCAGCAGAACCUGUGACAAAACAACCAAAUCCAGCAGUAGAACCUGGGGACAUUCUUGUGGAGAUAUCUGAUGACGAUGAUGAUGAUCAUCAUUCAGGAGAGCAGCAGAAAUCCUUGUCGACUAACACUGCAGAAGAUAUUCAAAAUAAUGCUUCUCCGAACGAGUCGGGGAAGAAUAACGAGGAGCUGGCUGAUUGUGAGAGAGACACAAGCCUUGCUGACCAGGCAGUGGGGCCUGUUGAAGUCAUAGACAUAGACACUGUACAAGAAUUCAGUGAAGAAAGCAGAUCUAGUGAAACUGCACAGGGACACAAAAGAAAAUUAGAAUCCCCUACAGCCGAGACAUCACCUAAAAGACCAAAAACACCUUAG